Aphanomyces astaci is the source of this 1490-nucleotide messenger RNA. RefSeq lists its product as hypothetical. The transcript has a single exon. Bases 30 to 1376 code for a protein of 448 amino acids. Gene Ontology annotation, cellular component: plasma membrane. Lineage: Eukaryota; Oomycota; Saprolegniomycetes; Saprolegniales; Verrucalvaceae. The record is from RefSeq and is a predicted model, not a curated record. Gene Ontology annotation, molecular function: nucleoside transmembrane transporter activity. Gene Ontology annotation, biological process: nucleoside transmembrane transport.
CGUCUCAUCAAGGACGGACUGCAGUAGCCAUGUCGAUCAAGCCACCGUCUGUCAAGUAUGAGGCCAUCCAAGCGCAAGAGGAGACCGUGGACGUGUUGGGGUUGAAUGGGAUCCCGCUGACCGUGCUGGACGAGAUCAAGCAGCACAAGGUGUUCAUCACGGGGUCGCUCAUCGUGCUGGAAGCGUCCGUCAUGUGGGCGUACUUCUCGUGCUUGUCGGCGCAGGACUACUACAAGAAGGCCUUUCCGUCUGUGAACUUUGACUUCCUCACCACGCCGCUGCUCACGUGGCCGUUGGUGAUUGGACACGUGCUACAGGCGGGGUUCCACAUCCGCCUGAGCUACAAGUACCGCGUGUCGAUCGGGUACUUUCUCUUCGCACUGGCAGCCACCGUCAUCAUCGCCCAGGACUUUCUCACGCUCGACAACACGGUCGCGGCGUACGCGGUGCUGGCCAGCUUUGCCGUCGUGGGCAUCGCGCACUCGGUCGUGGAGCCGGCCUUUUACCUCAUCGCGGCGCUCUUCCCCGACGAAGACUCGACGCACGCCGUGCAGAUCGGCAACGUCGCCGCCGGCGUGAUCAACAUCGCGCUAAGCACACUCAUCCGCGUGUUUGUCGGGGGGUUCGACCUGGACGAGAGCCGCACCAGCGUCACGCUGUCCUUCUACCUCUUCAUGGGCCUGCUUCUCGUGGUAUGCGUCGUGGCUCUUGUGGUCUUCCACAACUUGGAGGCUCUGCCCUGCGUCAAGUACCUGCUCGACCGAGCGGACGACGACCACUCCAAGUACGGCCACCCGUCGCUCCCCGACUUGUGGGCCAAGUACUGGCGCGUGUCCCAGACGAUCGUUCUGCCCAUGGUGGCGCAGUUUAUGAUCUUCUUCUGCUCCCUCGCGCUCUUUCCGGGCGUCGGCUGCGCGUCCAGCCUGCACGUGCUAGAUUCGGCGUCCGUACCCGCCGCGUGGUUCUGCUCCCCGGGCAUCAUCGGCGCCUACAACGUCGGCGACUUUCUUGGACGGAUCGUGUGCACCAAGGCCGUGUACACCAUGCUCACUCUCCGAUCGUGUUUUGUGCUGUCGCUCCUUCGGUGGCUGUUGCUGCCGCUGCUGCUCCUGGGCACAGCCUCGAGCCCCCUCUACGCGUUCGAGGGGGUUCCCGUGGUCGGGUUGUACUGGGCACUUGGCCUGAACGUGCUGCUGGGCUUCACCGCCGGCAUGUUCAGUACCAUCACUAUGGGGCUGGCCCCCCGCCUCGUCGCGCAGGAGGACCGCGAGGCGGCGGGCUCGCUCAUGGUGCUCAGUCUCUUCCUUGGCCUAGCGCUCGGCUCGACGUUUGGCUUUGUGCUCGGUAGCAACCACUGGCUCGACAUUGGGUUGUAGAAUCACUACUAUAGUACUACUCGUCGGUGUCGUUAGGUGUUUUAGAGGUUUUGCCGAUAUACUACUACUCGUUCACGACUUUCAAGUGCGUUCCAAUGUUGACUGUCCGUUCGA